Drosophila yakuba is the source of this 1417-nucleotide messenger RNA. Its product is annotated as unextended protein-like. The record is from RefSeq and is a predicted model, not a curated record. Bases 218 to 832 code for a protein of 204 amino acids. NCBI's taxonomy places the organism in Eukaryota, Metazoa, Arthropoda, Insecta, Diptera, Drosophilidae. The transcript is spliced from 2 exons.
GUUUUAACUUUUAGCUGUCGAUGCUUUUAAAAAAGAUGUUAUUUCUGAACUCAUUUUGCGGAGGUUACUUAAUCAAGACGUGUUUCACAACAUAAAAACAAAGGGAAAGAGUAAAGAUGAUCCAAGCCUUUAUAUUUUCACACAAGGAAAAGCUGUCGACUUUUUUGUACUUAUACUGGAAGGUCGUGUAGAAGUUACAAUUGGCAAGGAAGCGCUUAUGUUUGAAAGCGGGCCUUUUACUUAUUUCGGAACACAGGCGUUGGUCCCAAAUGUAGUUAUUGACUCUCCAACACAAAUGGGUUCUCUGCAGUCUUUAAAUAUGGACUCAAAAAUACGCCAAUCUUUUGUACCUGAUUACUCAGUUCGUGCUAUAUCGGAUGUGAUUUAUAUAACAAUUAAAAGGGUUUUGUAUCUAACUGCAAAGAAAGCUACAUUGUUGGAAAAAAGUCGAAAAUCUGGGACAUUUUCCAGUGAGACCUUCGAUGACGAAGUGGAACGUCUAUUGCACUCUAUAACAGAAGAUGAAAAGCCUUUUUGUCUUGCAUCAAAUCAAAGUACGAGACGUCUAUCCAUACCUAACCGAAGUGUAAAUUGUUCUCCAACAAAUAUGAACAGCUCUCCCGAUUUGGUAUAUAAUAAAGUCGACGAAGCCAUUCAAGACGGCACGAAAUUAAAAAACUUAAACCAUGCGGGCAAUGUCUCAGAAAACAUAGGUUCUGAAGUAGAGGACCUUCACAGUGGAGAACACGAUGACAAAGAUACGGCAGCAGCUUCCAUGCCUCUUUUGCCACAGCUAGAUGAUAAAUUCGAAAGCAGGCAAAGCAAGCCCUAAACAGAAAAUGCAGGCCACAUUUACAUACGAGCAGUUAUUAAUAUUAUAUUAUUAAAAAUCAUUUGUUGUAUUAAAAAGCUUUAAACCAUUGAUUACGUUCAAAAAUUAUUUUCACCUUUCCCAUUUGUUAUACCAAAUAGCUUUCCGAAGGAGUAUAUGAAUAUAUAUAUCAAUGCAUUUUUUUCCUUAUAUAUUAUUUUCCUAAAUAUAUUUAUCUUUAAACGUGUAAAAACAAUUUUGAAAUUUCACAAAAUAGCUUUUCCAGAACGGUGUAUUAAUAUAUACAUAUACAUAUGUAUAUAAAUAUAUAUUUAAUUUAUUGCCUUAUAUAUUAUCUUCAUAAUUGUAUGUACCUUAAAAGUUGCCUCGUAAACUACGUACUUAAAAUAUUUCUUUCCUUCACUUACUCUUCCUUAGAAAUGGUUUUUGUAGGGCUAAAAGCGAUGUUAAAGAAAUAAGUUGCCUGUUUACAUAAAUUUGCCUGUUAAAACGUAUUUUCUAUUAAACUUAAAUGUGUUUGUGAACACAGCCAAUCUGGUGUAUUUUAUUUUCAUGUCAAGAAUUGAAUAAACAAAUUCAAAACUA